Messenger RNA from Chrysemys picta bellii (western painted turtle), 445 nucleotides. The record is from RefSeq and is a predicted model, not a curated record. Lineage: Eukaryota; Metazoa; Chordata; Testudines; Emydidae.
AGUCUGAGCCAGCUCUUGGAGGUCUCUUUUGAAUAUAAGAUCCCUCUACCUAAAGAGAAGUUUCAAGCCAUCUGCAGUGCUCUGCACAUCCAGGUGAGGAAGGCAGUUCUCCAUUUCAUCAGGAGGCUGCUCAGUUCAGGAAGUGUGGAGAAUUGUGCAGCAUGGGAUAUGGUAGCAUAUGUUUUCCGCGAGUUCAGUGUGUCCACCAGCAAACUGGCUAUUCAGGAAGAAAGCACUAUCCAAACCCUGUGCAUUGACAUCCUGCAAUGUCUGGACACCUCAGUCAGUGGAAUGACCCAAGUGUUAUGGCCAAGGCUUCUGGAGUAUGUGGUGCCCGCUCAGUACACGGGUACUUUGAAGCCUCUCUGCAGAUGCCUUAGGGAACUGGCUGAGAAAAAGCAGCAGGAAGGAGAAGAAGCUGCUUGCCUCGGCUACAGUGGACCAG